Messenger RNA from Schistosoma spindalis, 1005 nucleotides. NCBI's taxonomy places the organism in Eukaryota, Metazoa, Platyhelminthes, Trematoda, Strigeidida, Schistosomatidae. The record is from the annotation of a GenBank genome assembly.
AUGGCACCAGGGAAAUCAUUAAAUUUACGUGGUGGUUCAGUUAGUCCAAGUGCAAAAUCUUAUGAAACAUCAGUAAUUAAAGUUGGCGGUGAAAUAUUUGAUCCAGAUGGAUAUAGAAUGGAUGUGACUGUAUGGUUUCGACAUAGAAAUGAAGCAUUAUAUUAUGUGGAUAGUGGUGGUAAUGUCCAUGGACCAAUGGAUCAACGACAUACUGCACGAUUAGGUAAUAUUAGUCGUAGUGGUCAAUUCAUUCCUGGAUCACGUUAUUAUCUUGGUGAUAAUAUAACAAGUGAACGUUUUAAACGACGUCAAUCAGAUAGUGGUGCAUGGGAUUCACGUUCAGAAAUUCAUAAUCAUCAUGUUCACAAUGCAUUUCGUAGUCGUACAUACUCUGAAACUAGACGUUUAAAUGAAUACUCUGAUAAUUCAAUAUCUACACGUUAUCAUAAUCAAUCAAAUCAACAACCAUAUUAUAAAACAACUGCAUCACAUAAUAUAUCAAAUCAUUCACCAUCACAUACACAUAUAUCACGUUGGUCAUCAAUGCAAACAACUGGUACACAAGGAUUAUGGAGAGGAACAAGUGCUGGACGAUAUGCUACUACUUUAACAAGACAACAUAUUAAAAAACAUCAUGAUCCAAUUGAAAUGGUAGUUAAGCAUACACCAUCAGCUGGUGCAUCAAGAGUAGAUCUACUAUCAGUAGAUAAUCGUCAAGGUAGUUUACCACAUUUAUCAGGCUAUUCAAUUCAUAAUACAGGAAUAACUGAACGUGAACAAAAAUUACAAAAUGAAUUAUUAAAUACACAACGUGAAUUACAACAAUUAAAACGAUCAAGAAGUUUAACUGGUGAUCAAAAUUUAACUCAUUCAACUACAUUAAAACAAACAUUAAAAUCAGGUUCUAGCCAAUAUUUAAAUGAUGGAUUUUGGACUACAUAUAGUUUGAAAAAGAAUGAAGGUCAACCAUGUGGUGCACGUAUUGCAGGUAAGUUAUUAGUAUAA